This is a messenger RNA of Paralichthys olivaceus (Japanese flounder), 569 nucleotides long. The record is from RefSeq and is a predicted model, not a curated record. NCBI's taxonomy places the organism in Eukaryota, Metazoa, Chordata, Actinopteri, Pleuronectiformes, Paralichthyidae.
CAAGGACCUGGAUAGCCAGUGAUGCGUGGUCCAGGAGUGGGUCCCUGGCCCAGAUGGAUGGUAUUAAUAGGGUUGGAGACAUCUUAGGCUUCACCUUUGUUGCAGGCAAGASUGAAUCAUUUGAUAAUUAUCUGAAGAAUCUUUCAKYAACCCCAGGAGGAUACAACCACUUCACYGAAGAGUACAAGARCCUGAGAUUCAACUGUUCUMCUGAAUGUUUUCUCACAGCUCUGGACAMGARUGAAACAUUCCUCCAUAGAGUUGCAGUGUGGGCCACAGCAAAUGCUCUCAAAAAGCUACUGAAGUGCAACAGCUCCUCAUGCUCAGGAGAUAUAAACUUUGCACCAUGGGAGCUUCUCAGGGAACUGAAGGAGGUUGAGUUCACGUACGACAACAUGAAUUUUCACUUCAACAUAAAUGAUGAUUCUACCAAUGGAUAUGACCUCCUCAGAUGGGAAAUGUUUGGGCAACACAGAAGAUUUUUAAAAAGUGGGACAUACCAGGUCCUUAAUGWACAAGUAGAAUUUGAUGGUGAAGAUUUCACUUGGUAUUCGACUGGCAAUAUCACG